Molecule: messenger RNA, 443 nt
Organism: Anopheles cruzii
Lineage: Eukaryota; Metazoa; Arthropoda; Insecta; Diptera; Culicidae
Product: probable salivary secreted peptide
Exons: 2
Coding region: 47-403 (118 amino acids)
Source: RefSeq, a predicted model, not a curated record
ACUAAAAGGUGUCCAACAAGCCUAUCGCACCUAUCAGCUCCGCAAAAUGAGUGCAAAAAUCGUGACGGCGGCGCUGGUGCUGAUGUUCGGUUGUCUGGUCGCCAGCCAGAGCAACCAUUUCUACUGGGGUGUCCGGGAUCCGCGCGAUGUCCUGCUGAAUCGCACCAUCGCGGUCGCGUCCGGUUCGUUCUUGCGGGUAAAGUCCAUUGAUCUCGAGUAUCCGAUCAAGGGCCAGCAGGGGCGCAACAUAUCGGCCAUCACGGUGCUCGAUCAAGAAAUCAACGGGAACGGUGGCUACGCCAGUCUGUUUGCCGGCGGGAUUGGCUACAGCUACACGACGGUUCACCUGAAAUCGCAGCGAAGCCACGGUUACAACUUUAUCGUGGAAAUUUAUGGUCGAUAGGAGCCAGCAGUCCACAAAUAGGUGGUGCCGGAAGGAAAAA